Molecule: messenger RNA, 2794 nt
Organism: Belonocnema kinseyi
Lineage: Eukaryota; Metazoa; Arthropoda; Insecta; Hymenoptera; Cynipidae
Gene: Plod
Product: procollagen-lysine,2-oxoglutarate 5-dioxygenase
Exons: 10
Coding region: 204-2549 (781 amino acids)
Biological process (GO): peptidyl-lysine hydroxylation
Cellular component (GO): endoplasmic reticulum
Molecular function (GO): iron ion binding; procollagen-lysine 5-dioxygenase activity; L-ascorbic acid binding
Source: RefSeq, a predicted model, not a curated record
AAGACUGUCGAUUCGGUCGUCUGGAUCAAUUUUUUGUUAGAAUCAGUAAAAAACUCUGAUGUUGGCUUCCACUUUCUCAUAUAAAUUGCAAAUUUCGUAUGCUUCGUUUCAGUCUGGUAGAACAGCUUCAAAUGGAAUGUUGAUUAUAGAAUUUUGUGUACGGGUUUAAUUAAUGUUAUUAGUCUAUAAUUCCUGAAUAAAGCAUGGCCAAAAGUGAAAUAGCGCAUCUUUUAGUCUUCGUUGGCUUGUUCCUGAGCUACGUGAGUAGUGAAAUACAAUUUGAAACGUGUAAUAAAAACUUAAAGCGAGAUCGCUAUGUCAGUAGAAACAACGUAAAUUCUUCCUGUGGCUGUGAUGAAUCAAGAAAAGCCCCGAGGAUCAUCACAUGGUCCAAUAAGAAGAGAAAGUGUUCUUUUAUGAAUAUCGACAAUGAUGACGUAGUUGUCUUCACUGUUGCCACAAAUGAUACCGACGGGUUCAGAAGGUACGUCAGAUCCGCGAGAGUAAACGGAUUUGAUGACAAACUAAAGGUCUUAGGAUUUGGAGAGGUUUGGAAAGGUGGAAAUGUUAGAAAAUAUGCAGGAGGAGGGCAUAAAGUAAACCUCUUUAAAAAAGCUCUCGAAGAAUACAAAGAUGAUACUGAGAAAAUUAUUAUCUUCACGGACAGUUACGACCUGGUGUUCCUGUCAGAUUUGGACACAAUUUUAGAAAAAUUCAAGGAGUUCGAUUCACGAAUCCUCUUUUCUGCCGAAAGCAAUUGUUGGCCAGAUAAAUCUCUUGCUUCGAAAUAUCCUUCUGUUGCUCGAGGAAAACGAUUUCUAAAUUCUGGGGGUAUUAUUGGAUUCGCCACUGAUCUCUAUUCCAUUUUAUCUUAUCGAGAAAUUGAAGAUUCUGACGAUGAUCAGCUAUUUUUUACACACAUUUAUCUGGAUCCGGAAUUGAGAGAGAAACACAAAAUCAAAUUAGAUCAUAAAUCUGAAAUCUUUCAGAAUCUCUACGGAGCAGUAGCUGAUGUUGAGUUGAGGUUCAAAGGAAACGAUGCUUAUCUUCAAAAUACUGCCUAUAACACCGUUCCGUUAGUUGUACAUGGAAAUGGAAUUAGUAAAAUAGUUUUGAAUUACCUCGGAAAUUAUUUGGCCCAAGCCUGGAGUCCCGAAGAGGGUUGUUUAAAUUGUUGGGACGAUGCUAUCGAAUUACCAAAGAAUAAACCUGAAAAUUAUCCAGUAAUUUUGAUCGCUAUAUUCAUCGAAAAACCGAUGCCUUUCUUGGAAGAGUUUUUUGAAAAGAUUUACACUCAAACUUAUCCGAAAUCAAAAUUGCAUCUUUUUAUUCAUAAUCAUGUCCCUUACCAUAAGGAUGUCAUUGAUAACUUUAUCGAGAAGCAUGGAGACGAAUACAAAAGUGUGAAGAAAAUUCUACCGGAUGAUAGAAUUGACGAAGUUGCUGCUCGUAAUUUGGCAAUGGAUCAUUGCUUGUUAAAAAAGUGUUCUGGAUAUUUCUCGAUUGACGCAGAAGCGCAUUUAGACAAUGAACACACCUUAAGAUUGCUGGUUGAACAGCAAAGAGGGAUCGUUGCGCCGCUACUUAUAAGACCUUUUAAGGCUUGGAGUAAUUUCUGGGGUGCCGUUACCGAUGACGGAUUUUAUGCUCGCAGUUCUGACUACAUGCAAAUCAUCCACAAUGAACGAAGGGGUCUCUGGAACGUGCCAUUCAUCAGCAGUUGCUAUUUAAUCAACUCUACGAUCAUUAGGAACAAAGAAACUCGACCCUCGUACUCGGAAGGCGAUUUAGACCCGGAUAUGGCAUUUGCUUCAGCUAACAGAGAAAGGCUUAUAUUUAUGUACGUCAGUAAUAGACUGGAGUUUGGACAUCUGGUUAUUCCUGAUUCGUUUGAUACUUCCUUGACUAAUCCUGACUUGUAUCAGAUUUUUGAUAAUAAGCUCGAUUGGGAAAAGAGGUACAUUCAUGAGAAUUAUAGCAAGAAUUUUGAGGAGGGUCAAGUGCCUAUACAGCCUUGCCCAGAUGUUUACUGGUUCCCUAUUAUUAACACAAGAAUGACCAAAGAGAUGAUAGAAAUUAUGGAGAAUUUUGGCCAGUGGUCUGAUGGAUCGAAUAAGGAUCCCAGACUUGAAACUGGCUAUGAGGCUGUUCCCACGCGCGACAUUCACAUGACCCAAGUUGGUUUUGACGAGGCUUGGUUAGAAUUUCUCAAAGAGUACGUCAGCCCCUUGCAGCAGAAAAUGUUCAUCGGAUACUUGGACUACCCUCCAAGGUCGUUGAUGAACUUCGUCGUUCGCUACCGGCCUGAUGAGCAACCUUCCUUGAGGCCACAUCAUGAUAGUUCUACCUACACCAUUAACAUCGCUUUGAACAAAGCUGGGGUUGAUUAUGAGGGGGGCGGAUGUAGAUUCAUCAGAUAUGACUGUGCAGUCACGGAUACGAAACCAGGAUGGAUGCUGAUGCACCCUGGGAGAUUAACACACUACCACGAGGGAUUAAUAGUGACAAAAGGAACUCGUUACAUCAUGAUCUCUUUUGUUGAUCCUUAAAAUUAGAUUAAUGUAGGAGAGAAAAGCACUAUACAUGACCGUCAUCAACUUCUGGAUGUCGACUCUGUAGAAAAGGAAAUCAUCAUGAUAAAAUUAGAACUUUUAUAAACAUGAAUACUUUAGCAGUCAAAAAUCCCUAUUAAGAAGUUUUGAAAAGGUUUAGUUUCCAAGUAUUGGAAUUGUAAUGGUAAUUAAUUGAUUAACAGUAAGUUAUAUGCAAAUAUUUAAAAAAAAAAAAAGAAUUC